This is a messenger RNA of Anopheles funestus (African malaria mosquito), 777 nucleotides long. RefSeq names its product sperm flagellar protein 1-like. Gene Ontology annotation, cellular component: axoneme. NCBI's taxonomy places the organism in Eukaryota, Metazoa, Arthropoda, Insecta, Diptera, Culicidae. The coding region runs from base 256 to 669 and encodes 137 amino acids. Gene Ontology annotation, molecular function: microtubule binding. Gene Ontology annotation, biological process: regulation of cytoskeleton organization. The record is from RefSeq and is a predicted model, not a curated record. The transcript is spliced from 3 exons.
GUGAGGUUAAUUUUAGUACCAAGUUCCAUAGAUCGUUCCAAGUGUAACAGUGUCGGUUUGUUUUGAUGGCAGGUGUAUUUGGCGAUUUAAAUUUUAAAUCAUGUAACGAAAGAAGCUACAAAGAAGAAACGAAAACUUGAUUGCUUGAAUCUCUGCUGCUGAGAUGGUAAUCGUAGUAGUAUUGAAAUUUUGUUUGAGAGUUUAAGUAAAGAAAAUCGAAGCAAAAAAGGCUGUUAGUUCGACAAAACGGAAAAAAUGGCACCCAGAAAGAAAUCCAUUCAAUUGUCUACGCAAGAACUCAUAGACGUGUACCAGUGGAUAAAAAAAUUCAAAUUGUCAAAGGAAAUUAAAAAUAUCAACCGAGAUCUCUCGGAUGGAGUACUUGUAGCGGAAAUCUUGAAGCACCUUUACCCAAAGAUUGUCGAUCUGCACAACUACACCAGAUGUAAUGCGGUCCGAAAUAAGCUGGACAAUUGGCAAACCCUUAACCGGAAGGUGUUCCACCGAUUGAACAUCUAUCUGGACGACGAAAUGAUUACCGAUCUGGCUAGCGGAACAAAUGGCAUGUUGGAGGUGCUACUGUACGAGAUGAUGGCUAAGUAUACCUUAGAAAACAACCUCCUGCACGAAGUGGAUGAGUCGAAGAAAGAUAUGUUUUACUUACGAUGAUUUCGGUAUCGCAAGGUUAUCCAAUUAAUAUCGCAUGCUAUUCGUUCCAGUGUGUAUACAGUAGCGGUAACAUUUAUUUCGAGUAAAAAAUAUGCAGCUUUAGUUAAA